AUGACCCUUAAAAAUAAUCUCUCUGAAGAUAUCUCAGGGGUCUCCUGCCAGCAAUCCCUUCCCCAGAUGGGCACGGGCAGGGUGUCCCUCUCAGUGGCCGCCUGCAACUGCAACCUCCACGCCCGGCGAUGCCGCUUCAACAUGGAGCUCUACAAGCUGUCGGGGCGCAAGAGCGGCGGCGUCUGCCUGAACUGCCGGCACAACACUGCGGGGCGACACUGCCACUACUGCAAGGAGGGCUUCUACCGGGACCUCAGCAAGCCCAUCUCCCACCGCAAGGCCUGCAAAGAGUGCGAUUGCCAUCCCGUGGGUGCUGCCGGCCAAACCUGUAACCAAACCACGGGCCAGUGUCCCUGUAAAGACGGUGUCACCGGCAUCACGUGCAAUCGAUGCGCCAAAGGCUACCAGCAAAGCCGCUCUCCCAUUGCCCCCUGCAUAAAGAUCCCCGCCGCUCCCCCCACCACUGCCGCCAGCAGCACAGAAGAGCCUGCAG
Molecule: messenger RNA, 493 nt
Organism: Tauraco erythrolophus (red-crested turaco)
Lineage: Eukaryota; Metazoa; Chordata; Aves; Musophagiformes; Musophagidae
Source: RefSeq, a predicted model, not a curated record